Molecule: messenger RNA, 3768 nt
Organism: Cyclopterus lumpus (lumpfish)
Lineage: Eukaryota; Metazoa; Chordata; Actinopteri; Perciformes; Cyclopteridae
Gene: smg8
Product: SMG8 nonsense mediated mRNA decay factor
Exons: 5
Coding region: 123-2891 (922 amino acids)
Biological process (GO): nuclear-transcribed mRNA catabolic process, nonsense-mediated decay
Source: RefSeq, a predicted model, not a curated record
CGUAAAGUAACAUCUCACGACACCAGAGGAACCAGUGAAUCGAACGUUGUAUCUACUCGGACCCCUUUAGUGUCGCCACACCGGAAACGCGUGCGUCGUUGUUUUUAUUCCCCCCCUCCACCAUGAAGGAGUCCGUCGCGGCUCUCCCGGUGAGCAUGGGGGCUCUGCUGCGGGCGGAGCUCCACGAGGACCACCGGGACGACGCGCUGUGCGUGGUGGGGGUGUUCGGGAAGAGCGGCUCGCAGCUCGGGCCCCAGAAGGAGACGGUGCUCAACAGCCUGGCGGACAAGCACAUGUUCCCGUUGUUCUGCGGGCCGGAGGACGGCGGCUCGGCGGACAGCCGCGUGGAGGCGUUCUACCACCGGGAGAGCCGCGUGCUGUACCUGCUGCUCUCCUCCGUGUGCGACAGCCGACAGCUGCUGCGGGCCUGCGAGUCCCUGGGCGCGGGCACGGGCCACUCGGACGCGCACGACGCGUGGAAGAACCUGGACCGGCAGCACUGCCUCCACCUGCUCUACCUGUUCUCCGUGUGCCACGUGCUGCUGCUCGUGCACCCGAACCAGACCUUCGACGUGACCCACGACCGGCUCUUCCGGGCCCUGGACGCCCUGCGGCAGAAGGUGCUGCCCCUGAUCCGGGCGGCCAUCAAGGACUGCCCGGUGUCCAAGGAGUGGAAGCUCAACUGCCGGCCGUGCCCCCCGAGGCUGCUCUUCGUGUUCCAGAUGAACGGCUCUCUGAAGGUCUCGCCGACCAGCUCCGAGUCCGGAGGAAACCCCGACAAGCCCAAGAAGCACUCCCCCCGGCGCCGGCUGCAGCACGCGCUGGAGGACCAGAUCUACCGCAUCUUCCGUAAAAGCCGCGUCCUCACCAACCAGAGCAGCAACUGCCUGUUCACCGUGCCCGCCAACCAGGCCUUCGUGUACGUGGUCCCGGCGGCGGACGAGGACCCCGUGGGCGCCCUGCUCAGCCAGCUGCGGUCCAACUGCGCCCCGUGCGAGCCGGACUCCGCCCCCGCGGUGACGGGCCCGCGGCGCUACCAGCAGAUGCGGCGCUCGGCGCGGCAGGCCGUCGCCGCCGCCGGAGACCCCGCCAGCGUGCUGCUGGGCGGCCAGCCGGCGGACUGCAGCCUGGGGGAGUUCCUCUGGCAGCACGUGGAGCUGGUGCUCACCAAGAAGGGCUUCGACGACAGCGUCGGGCGCAACCCGCAGCCGGCGCACUUCGAGCUGCCGGCCUACUCCAAGUGGGUCCAGGUGGCCUCCCGGAUCCACCAGGUGCUGGUCGGCGACGCCGAGGAAGACGUGGCGGAGCUGGCCUCCAAGGUGCGGGGCCAGCUGAAGGUGCUGGAGGGGUUCCUCGACGCCGACACCAAGUUCUCGGAGAACCGGUGCCAGAAAGCCCUGCCGCUGGCCCACAGCGCCUACCAGUCCAACCUGCCCCACAACUACACCACCACGGUGCACAAGAACCAGCUGGCGCAGGCUCUGCGCGUGUACAGCCAGCACGCCAGGGGCGUGGCCUUCCAGCGCUACGCCCUGCAGCUCCACGAGGACUGCUACAAGUUCUGGAGCAACGGCCACCAGCUGUGCGAGGAGCGCAGCCUCUCGGACCAGCACUGCGUCCACAAGUUCCACCUGCUGCCUCAGCCAGGAGAGAAGACGGACAUGGACCGCAACCCGCCCGUCCUGAACCACAACAGCAGGGGGCGCUCCACCAGCUCCUGCAACUGUGGCAGGAAGCAGGCGCCCCGCGAGGACCCGUUUGACGCUCAGGGCGCCAACUACGACUUCUACCAGCUGCUGGAGGAGAAAUGCUGCGGGAAGCUGGAGCGGAUCGAGUUCCCCGUGUUCCAGCCCAGCACCCCAGACCCGGCUCCGGCCUGUAACCGGGUCCAGGGACCCCCGAGCGAGGCCUCGGCGUCCGGCGACGCGGAGCGGCUGAAGGAGCCGGGCGCCGCCCAGAGCCACACCCCCCCAGACGCCAGCCUCAGCCUGGCCCUCAGUCUGGGCCAGUCCACCGACAGCCUGGGGCCCUACGGGGACGGAGAGGGAACCGAGACCCAGGUCCAGCAGAAGAGGCCGAGCCUCGUGGACCGGCAGCCCUCCACGGUGGAGUACCUCCCGGGCAUGAUGCACAAGGGCUGCCCCAAGGGCCUCCUCCCCAAGUUCUCCAGCUGGUCUCUGCUCAAACUGGGUCCGGCCAAGUCCUACAACUGCCACGCCGGUCUGGAGCAGCCGGGCUUCCUCCCCGGCUCCUCCUUCCUGCUGCCGUGGGACUUGGUGAUCCGCUCUCGGUCGGAGGAGGACGCGGGUCUGACGGAGCCCCUGGACGGGGGCACCUCCUCGUGGCCGGCCCCCAACAAGACCCUGGUGGGGAAGCGAGGGAGCACCGGGGGUCUGGGCAGGAGCCGCAGGAGGGACGACGUGGCCCGCAUCUUCGUGGGCUUCGAGUACGAGGACGCCCGGGGGAGGCGCUUCAUCAGCUGCGGCCCGGAUAAGAUCGUGAAGGUUUUGGGUCCGGGGGGCGCCAAAGACUCGGCCACCCGGGUGCUGAACACCGACAUGCCGCUCUACAUCCCGUCCCCCUCGCAGGGCCGCGGGCUGAAGGCCCACUUCGCCCAGCUGACCCGGCUCUUCAUCGUGGUGCCGGACGCUCCGCUGGAGGUCACCCUCAACCCACAGGUGCAGCCCGGUCCCCCUCCCUGCCCGGUGUUCCACCCGGAGCAGACGGACCUGGUGUUGCCGCCUGACGGCUUUUGGGUUCUGCGGUUCCCUUAUUCCUACUCGACGGAUCGCGGCCCCUGUUACCCCCCCAAGGAGAACCAGCCCCUCAACAACCACAAGGUGCUGCGAGCCAUCCUGAAGGCCACGACCGCCAGCCCGCCGCCGCAGUGAGGCGGGACCGCCUGGAGGAUUCAGGACCAGAAGGUUUUAGUUUGACAGUCGCUGGACCCCGGACCUCGUCAGGUCAGACCGUGUCAGGUCAGAGACCUCGUUGGACCUCGUCAGGUCUCGUUGGACCUUGUUAGACCUCGUCAAGUCACGUUGGACCUCGUCAAGUCUCGUUGGACCUCGUUAGACCUCGUCAGGUCUCGUCUGACCUCGUUAGACCUCGUCAGGUCUCGUUAGACCUCGUCAGGUCUCGUUAGACCUCGUCAGGUCUCGUUAGACCUCGUCAGGUCUCGUCAGACCUCGUCAGGUCUCGUUAGACCUUGUUAGACCUCGUCAGGUCUCGUUAGACCUCGUCAGGUCUCGUUAGACCUCGUUGGACACACUCUUUUGACAUCCAAACUUUAAAGUCUAAGCUUUCGGCUCAGAGAAUAUUAAUUUUGUACUUUCUGGUUUUGUUUCUCUUUCGGACUUCGAUCCAAAAAAGUAUUUUAUGUUCACGCACGUUGAGAAGUUCUAAUUUAAGGGAAUUAACCUUUUUUUUUUUUUAAAUUAAAGUCUGGACUCUGAAACAUAAAACAGCCUUUUAAUAUAAUUUAUCAUUUAUCAUCGUACACUUUUCAUAAAUUAUGCUAAAAUGUAAUUGUUUGCCGAUAGAAACGCACAUUCAUGUAUUUUUGUGCAGACAAAUAAUGAAUAUGUAGUUAAACACAACGGGUAUAACUGCUGAUCAAUAUUGCGCAAUAACAACAUUUUAUACCAUGAUUUGUAUAAAUAUACACGUGUGUACUGUGUGUACUGUGUACUGUGUGUACUGUGUGUACUACGACGCGGAGUGUUUCUUCAGUGUUUUUCUGUAAAUAAAAACAAGUGCUUGUCAGAA